Molecule: messenger RNA, 889 nt
Organism: Hydra vulgaris (swiftwater hydra)
Lineage: Eukaryota; Metazoa; Cnidaria; Hydrozoa; Anthoathecata; Hydridae
Source: RefSeq, a predicted model, not a curated record
CCAGCAAGUUCAAAACAUUCAAAUGGGGGAAAAAGUCAAAUUUGGGAGAAUUGAGAACUUUCAAAAAGUUAAAGUUGCUGUAUGGAAGUUUUGCUGAAAAUGGAUCUAAGAAAAGUUCUAUACAGAUCUACAAAAAUGUAAUGCAUCCAUGUCUGCUUGAUGUAGCUGAAGAUACACAUGUACUAGAUGUAGUUCCUCCACCAGAACUUAAUUUGCUGAUGAAGAUUGUUACAGAGAUUUCUAAUGUUUUAUGUAAAGAACCAGAAAUUGCUGUAUGGCUAAGUAACCAUGGGAUAAUUUGGCAUGGAUAUAAUGGAGGUGGGUUAGAUGGUAGAAAUGCUAACAAAAUUCGGAAGCUAUUGCCUGAUUUGGAACAACAUAUUUUUGACCAUUAUCCUUUUUAUCAUCCAGUUGUUGAACUGUUAAAAUCGUUUUCUAUAGUUGUCGAUAAGUGCUUUGGUAUGAAACUUCAUGAGGGUUAUGCAGGUGCUAUUGCAAUGUAUGUUAAGAAGUUAAAGGAAACUGAAAUUUAUGUUAAAGUUAACUUUAACCACAAUCUCUCAAUGGGGUGGAAAGGUCAUAUUAUUGAACACCACCUUGUUAUUUUCUUAAACAAUAUUAGAAUGCCUCUAGGUGUAUUUGCUGAGCAAUGUUUCGAAUCUGUUCAUCACAACAUGCUUAAAACUUUGAGUAUAUUCGCAACAUCUGAAUCCAGAUCAAACCAUGGAGAACUACUGAGAAGAGCAGUGUUAGAAUAUUCAAGCAAUAGAGUGUAGAUGAUUUGAUAUAAAUCAAUCAUUGGAUUUUCUUAUUAUAAUACGAUUACUUAUCUUUUAUGUAAUAUUGUAUAUGUCUUGUAAAUUAUACUUUUUGUAUUAUAAUUUGUAUA